UAAGGAGCGAUGAGAGGCGACAGGCGUGCGCGCGGCGAGCGGGGCAGGUGUGCGCGCCCGAGCUCUCCGCAGCCGGGGUCCGGGCCCCCUCGGCUUUUCCGCACUCUGGCCCUACCUGGUCGGGUCACCACGUCGGCCGUGGCAACGUCUUCCUUCCCAGGCGCUGCAAAUAACCGGGGGAUUUAACUCGCGGUGGCGGCGGGCGCGUUCGGGUCCCUCGCGGGGAUAAGUGUAUUUCACACACUGUCACACGCGUCCCCGUGCGAAAACCCCUGCGCGCUGGUGCAUCCGCGCGCAGGCCCGCGGGGGGCGUGGUGGGCAGCGGGGGCCACGCCCUCCCAGCUUGGCGCUCCCAUCGGGACCCGGGCCCAGGGCCCUUCUGCCAUGCCAGGCGCCUCUCCUGCGGGUGACCAGCGAGGACCUGGAUCGCCCGCUGCGGGCAGCUGCUCUGGCCCAGUUCGGAGCCCCCCCGCCGUGGCCUUGUCACCCGUCCUGCCCAGGACGGUGCGUCCGGCUGCCUCCAGCUCCGUGGCCAAGCUGCAGCGCCAGGAAGCUAAAAAUAACCUCACUCGGGGAGUGCGGGGGUGGAAAAGCGAGGGAAGCCCCGCGGGCGGCGGGAGAGAGACCCCGACCGGGACGAGGGGCGCCCGGAGAGAUCCGGCCGCCGCCGAGAAUGACGCGGGCGACCCCGCUGCUCCGACGCCGGGCGGGGAGGGCGAGCCCCGCAGCCGGCCCCGCGACGCGCGCCUGGACAGCGCCGAUAAGGAGCUGAAGGCAGAAAGCGCCGCCACGGGCAGCGCCCCGACGGCGCUGGGGACGCCGCGGGCCCAAGUUAUGGAUCCAGCGAGCGUCCCCCAGGGCCUCCCCAGGCCCUGCCGCGUGCUGGUGCUGCUGAACCCGCGCGGUGGCAAGGGCAAGGCCCUGCAGCUCUUCCGCAGCCACGUGCAGCCCCUGCUGGAGGAAGCCGAGGUCUCCUUCAGGCUGACGCUCACGGAGCGGCGGAACCACGCGCGGGAGCUGGUGCGCGCCGAGGAGCUGGGGCGCUGGGACGCGCUGGUGGUCAUGUCUGGAGACGGGCUGAUGCACGAGGUGGUGAACGGGCUCAUGGAGCGGCCGGACUGGGAGACCGCCAUCCGGAAGCCGCUGUGUAGCCUCCCAGCAGGCUCUGGCAACGCGCUGGCCGCUUCUCUGAACCACUAUGCGGGCAACGAGCAGGUGACCAACGAAGACCUCCUCACCAACUGCACGCGGCUGCUGUGCCGCCGGCUGCUGUCGCCCAUGAACCUGCUGUCGCUGCACACGGCCUCCGGGCUGCGGCUCUUCUCUGUGCUCAGCCUGGCCUGGGGCUUCGUAGCCGACGUGGACCUGGAGAGCGAGAAGUACCGGUGCCUGGGGGAGAUGCGCUUCACGGUGGGCACCUUCAUGCGCCUGGCAGCGCUGCGCACCUACCAGGGCCGCCUGGCCUACCUCCCUGUAGGCAGGGCCCCCUCGGAGGGGGCCCCCUCCCCGAUGCGGGUGCAGCAGGGCCCCAGGGACGGGCACCUCGUUCCCCUGGAGGAGCCGGUGCCCUCCCACUGGACGGUGGUGCCCAGCCAGGACUUCGUGCUGGUGCUGGCCCUGCUGCACUCACACCUGGGCAGCGAGAUGUUCGCGGCCCCCAUGGGCCGCUGUGCGGCGGGCGUCAUGCACCUGUUCUACGUGCGUGCGGGCGUGUCUCGGGCCUCGCUGCUGCGCCUCUUCCUGGCCAUGGAGAAGGGCAAGCACAUGGAGCAGGGCUGCCCCUACCUGGUACAUGUGCCCGUGGUCGCCUUCCGCCUGGAGCCCAAGAACGGGGAGGGCGUGUUUGCCGUGGACGGGGAGCUGGUGGUCAGCCAAGCUGUGCAGGGCCAGGUGCACCCAAACUGCUUCUGGGUGGUCAGUGACUGUGUGCAGCCCCCACCCAGCCGGGAGCCCUUGUGACUCCGCGGGAUUUGUGCCUUUGUCUGUCUGCUGGGUCUGCGCCCAGUUCAGGACCCUCCCUCCUUCCCCAGCGCUGGGGGUGGUCUGUGCGCAGCUCUUGACUUCUGGAGAAGAGAGGGAGGGGUGGGCUGUGCUUUGGGAGGGCAGGUUCUGCCUGCCGAGGCCAGAAACCCAGCUGGCUGGGCCGGUUGCCUGGGGAAGGCGCUCGGUUCUGAGUCCACCCCACGAAUCAGAUCCGAAUAAAAUGACGUUCCCCA
Molecule: messenger RNA, 2216 nt
Organism: Oryctolagus cuniculus (rabbit)
Lineage: Eukaryota; Metazoa; Chordata; Mammalia; Lagomorpha; Leporidae
Gene: SPHK1
Product: sphingosine kinase 1
Biological process (GO): cellular response to growth factor stimulus; phosphorylation; sphingosine biosynthetic process
Cellular component (GO): membrane; intracellular membrane-bounded organelle; cytoplasm
Source: RefSeq, a predicted model, not a curated record